Molecule: messenger RNA, 1512 nt
Organism: Adineta ricciae
Lineage: Eukaryota; Metazoa; Rotifera; Eurotatoria; Adinetida; Adinetidae
Source: the annotation of a GenBank genome assembly
AUGACGCACGACAACGUCGUCGAUGAAUCUCUUCCGUCUGUAGAUAAUUCUGAGGAAAAACAAGGAAUCUGGGCAUCGAUUUUACGCGAUGUAAAAGCGUCGACUAAAAAAGCACCGGCCACGAAAUCACUCGUCGUUUUCGGUGAUAAUGAAAGUGGUCGAACAACCUUAGUAGCUAAACUACAAGGCGAAGAAGAUCCAAAACGUGGCGCCGGUCUUGAAUAUCACUACAUCGAUGUUAAAGACGAUGAUCGAGACGAUACUCCGAAAUUAGGUGUAUGGAUUCUCGAUGGUGAUGUCACGUGUGCCUCUCCGUUACUUAAAUAUGCAAUAAAACCAGAUACAAUUGAGAAUACAGUACUUAUUCUCGUUGCUAGUAUGACUCAACCAUGGUUGUUAUUAUCAACAUUAAAGAAAUGGAUUUCAUUAAUCGAAGAGCAUAUCGAUCGAUUAAAACUUGAUCCGACACGUUUACGUGAAAUGCGCGAUCGCUUACAAUACGAUUUUCAACAUUAUACCGAACCGAAUGAGUCAUCGGUGAUGAUGUCGUCAUCAUCAUCGUCGACAACAAUUAAAAACGGAGUAUCGAAUAAUCGAAUUGCGACGUCAAUAUCAUCUGUUUCCAUUGCGUCAACAUCAACACCCUCGAAUGCAAAUAACACCGACGAUCAAGUUGUUUUGCCACUAGCUGAAGGUGUUUUAACGAAAUUGCUCGGAAUUCCAAUAAUUGUUGUUAUCACAAAAUGUGACACAAUGGCUACAUUGGCAAAGGAUAACGAGUACAAAGAUGAACAGUUUGAUUUUAUGCAAUAUCAUUUGAGAAAAUUUUGUUUAGAGUAUGGUGCUGCAUUGUUCUAUACAUCGGUGAAAGAGAAAAAGAAUAUUGAUAAAUUAUAUCGUUAUAUUUUACAUAAAUGCUACGGUUAUACGUUUACAUCUUCUGCAGCGAUUGUUGAUCGCGAUGCCAUCUUUAUUCCAGCGGGCUGGGAUAAUCCGAAAAAAGCAGAGAUCUUAUUAGAAAAUCUCAAUCGAUUAAGGCCAACCGAUCAGUAUUCAGAUGUUUUUGUCAAACCUAUUGUUCGACGGCCGUUACAACGCGACAAUGAACUCAUCACUGCAGAGGAUGAUCAAGAAUUCUUAGCACGUCUCCAACUAACACUCAAUCGUGCUUCAUCACCCGGACGAUCAGACGACACAUCUUCACCUGUUGUAACACGAAAUUCCAUGACGUCAGGUGGAACUAGUAGUAUGGGAAUGCAGACACCAUCUGUUGCUAGUCGGCCGCGAAAUCCAACCAAUCCCGGAAUUGGUGGUGGUGGUAAUGCGGCGACAAAUGAAGGUGCCCUAGCCACAUUUUUCAAUAAUCUUUUAACGAGAAAAGCAGGUGGUCCAGUCACUCCGACGACGACGAGUUCACCGCCUUCUUCUUCGCGGCAAAACAUUGACAGCAGCGGCGUUGAUUCAAAUGCAACAGCUAGCCAAAAUUCUCAAAAACAACCGGAGCAAUCAUAA